AUGAAGACCUCGGCUUUCUCCGUUGCCCAAGAAGCAGCUCUGGAAGGUUCAAUGGCGUCUGUACAAGAAGCGGGUCGCGGGCGCCCUUUGGGCCUUCCGAUUUUGUUGUCCAAGCCCGUUGGCUUCUCUGGGGAUUCGGCUAACUUCUUUGAGGGAGAGCAGAAGCAUCAGCUUAUCAAUUGCUUCUCGCGAUUUUUUAGGGGAUAUGCAUCGUCCGGAAGGCGGGUGACAGAGUCGCCGUUGUUCAUGUCUCUGCGCCCUAGGGCUUUGCAAAAUCCAGUUGCGUCAUGUGCGGAGAAGGGCGAAGAAAAGUCUUUCUUGUCCAAUUUACCGUCUUUCGGACUCUUUGACAAGAAAAACCACACGAACGAAGCCAGUUCGGCUGCUCCCUCUGCUUCUUUGUCGGUGGAUUCCUCUUCAUCUUCGCUCCAAGCCAACACGAUCUCUUCAAACGACAUAGGAGCGGCGGGAGUCGCUGCGAGCGAUGCCGGAAUUGCAUCUCCGGUCUUUCCUGGAGGCCUCUCCGCUGGAUCGCGUAAUCACAGUGACGCAGCCUCUCAGGCUGUCGUCCCUUCUCGCGUCCAGGAAUCCAGUCCUACUCGGUCAACGAUUCCAGUGCCCUACGAACAGUUCUCCCGCGAGUGGAUGGCUGUGGCGGGGCAAGAUAACUUUGAUGGCUUUCGCCUCGAGGCCACGAAACAGGUCAACAAGGUGCUGACGGCAAACCACACGUUCAUGCUGGGCACGCAGACAAAGGAAGGCGGCUGCUCGUACAGCUUCGGGCCUACCCUCGUGAUUGGCGAACCGGAUGAAGCUGCUCAGCAAGAGGGGCAGAUGCCGAGCUUCUUCGGCAUGGCAAGGAUGAACUCCGAUGGCUUCUUGCAGGCGCGGUUCAUCAAGGCCAUCACAAAGACGUUUGAUGUUAAGUUCAACUCGAACUCGUCGCUCAACGAAGACGCUAGGGACAAGGCCAUGUAUGAGAUCUCCUUUGACAAAUUGGGCAGCGACUGGGCGGCGAAUUUGAAGCUCGCAUGGCAAGGCACUUGGAUCUUGAACGGCCUCUUCUCCCAGGUCAUCACCCCGAAGCUUCAGCUGGGUGGCGAGCUCACAUGGGUGGCGGCGACCGGCAUCUCCAUGGGUAGUUUCGGCGCGCGCUAUACGGCUGAUGAGAACAACACCAUUACGUGUCAGGUGGGCGUGGGCCCUGAUUUCAGCUCGCCGAUGGGCUUCGCGAGUGACGUGUACUCGACAAAGGCUCAGUACGUGCGGAAGGUGACAGACAGGCUGUCGAUGGGCACCGAGCUUGAGUAUUCCCAUCCCGACAUGUCAUCCGCCAUGCGCGUGGGCUGGCAGUACCUUUUCAGACAAGCGCGCGUCCAGGGCUUGGUGGACACAGCUGGACGCGUGUCAAUGUUUGCUCAAGAUUACAACGGGUUCGGCCUGAGCGGGAUGAUCGAUUAUUGGCAUGGCGACUACAAGUUUGGCUUCCAGAUGAACGUCGUGCCGCCGCCGCCCCAGCCGGAGCAGCUGCCGAUGUAG
Messenger RNA from Besnoitia besnoiti, 1539 nucleotides. Its product is annotated as putative eukaryotic porin. Bases 1 to 1539 code for a protein of 512 amino acids. The transcript is spliced from 9 exons. Gene Ontology annotation, cellular component: mitochondrial outer membrane translocase complex; mitochondrial outer membrane. The record is from RefSeq and is a predicted model, not a curated record. NCBI's taxonomy places the organism in Eukaryota, Apicomplexa, Conoidasida, Eucoccidiorida, Sarcocystidae. Gene Ontology annotation, biological process: protein import into mitochondrial matrix. Gene Ontology annotation, molecular function: transmembrane protein transporter activity.